AUGAACUCCAAGGCCUCGCCCGCUCACAUCCUCUCCCCCAUCUCCUCCCAACCGCGCGCCGCCGCCCGCGUGCGCACGUCCAUCGUCGCCAUCGCGUGCGGCCUCAUGCUCGUCCUCAACGUCCUCGUCUUUCUGUACCAGCUGCGCGUGCAGAUCCUCCCCCAGAGCAAGAAGCACUACACUGACCCGCCGCCUUGCCGACCCCCGCGCGCGUGCCCGCCGCCAGCGUACGUGGACGGAGACUGGCCGCGCGAGCUCGACCUCCCGACCCCGCUCCGUACGGUGUACAUGCCGUUCAACGACAGCGAGCCCUACAUGGACAUCUACUCGCCCGAGGCCGGCCCCGUCUGGGACGCCAACCUGCCCCUCGGCCGCGGCUACAUCAAGCUCGGCGGCCACGAGGAGCUCUUCGGCGUCACCAUGUUCCACCAGAUGCACUGUCUCGUCCGCUUGCGCGCCGUCUUUGCGGGCGACAAAGACGAGUCGGGGCACGUCAAGCACUGCUUCAACUACCUGCGCCAGGCCCUGCUGUGCAACGCGGACAUCACGCUCGAGCCGGGGCAGACGGUGAAGAAGGUGAUGCCGAACGGCAAGGUGCACACCGAGAUCGCGGGCGGGUACGACGUCGUGCACCAGUGCCGCGACUGGCGCCAGGUGUGGAACUACAUGGAGGACGAGUGGAAGCGCUCGUUCCCCGACUCGAACCCCAUGGCGUACGCCGCGAUGAACGGCCAGGCGUGA
Heterobasidion irregulare TC 32-1 is the source of this 741-nucleotide messenger RNA. RefSeq lists its product as uncharacterized. The coding region runs from base 1 to 741 and encodes 246 amino acids. The transcript has 4 exons. The record is from RefSeq and is a predicted model, not a curated record. Gene Ontology annotation, biological process: mycotoxin biosynthetic process. Lineage: Eukaryota; Fungi; Basidiomycota; Agaricomycetes; Russulales; Bondarzewiaceae.